AUGGCUUCUCCGACAUUCGGCUGCCCAAAUAUGCCUGUUGUUAUCAAAUGGGGCGAUACCGAACAAUACAACUAUAUUGGUGCACAAAGGCACAAUCUCCGAAUAAAUAUACACCUUGGCACGGAGACAAGUCCCCAAUUGAUUAUUUGGUUCAGUAUGACAAUUGGAAUUACAGCGAGCCCCGAUUCCUCUACAAUACGUACAAAAACGCUUUACUUCGUUAUCCCAGCUAGUUUGCUUGGCCACAACGAGAACGACACAUGUCUCUCGUUAGAGACUCCAAACUCUGAUCGUUCUAUCGACACUAGCACUGCUAUACGAGAGGCUGGCAUAAGUUCCGAUCAUGCCUCUGUUUCCCGUAUAUGCUUUCAGCUCCACGAUCAUGGCACAGUGUUCAUGCCCCCUAUUAAUGAGCAUGCCUUCACCCCUGCGUCGGACAUUGCCUUACAACUAUUGGUUAGUUUGCGGUCCCUUUCUCAGGCUAAGCAAUUCUGGGUAUAUACAUCGUCCGAAGAUUCAUGUCUCACCAAACUCUGGAAAAGGAUCGACCGAAUACGUGAGGGAACUUUUACAGGUGACUUUACGACUCAGAGCGUAUUUAAACGUGGCAUGGUAUGCGACAAAUGGACGAAUUUCAACAAUUUCGUGAGACGGGAGAAUCCGGUGAGACGGGAGAAUUCGGUGAGACGUGAAAACACUCUUCAUGGCGAACAGCAUGCCUCGGAGCCCCCACCGCUAUACAUUGGUGAAAGUCAGGGGGCUGGAAUGGAACGCGAAGAUAAUGAUCCUUCCUAUGUUCUCGACCAAGACCUUGUGGAUAGCGAAAGCGAUCAAGAAUUGUCCUUGAAGCGUAAGCGCAGCUACAGCAAUAUAUCUUCCGAUCCUACGCCAUCAGGUAUCCUUAAGCAUGUUACUGAUGCUAGUAUUCCUAAUUCUAAUGAAUCCCAUGCAGAUCAUCAAAGUUCCAGAGUUCGGUUCGCCGAACCUUGUAACGAAGUCCCAAGCGCCAUGGAAAAGGAAUUGUCUGUCUUCAUUUUUUGGGUGUUGGAGAACCACUUGCGCUUAGGAAAGAGUCGUGAGGAGGUCUUCUCAGAUCUUGGCGGGGCAGUGUCUCGUGGAGAUAAACGCAAAUUUAACGAAAUCAAAUCGAAGUGUAUGGCGAAUAUUUGCGUUAAAUAUGUCAAGACGGGAUCGAAAUGGGUUGUGAGGAAUACUGUCUGA
Molecule: messenger RNA, 1221 nt
Organism: Sclerotinia borealis F-4128
Lineage: Eukaryota; Fungi; Ascomycota; Leotiomycetes; Helotiales; Sclerotiniaceae
Source: the annotation of a GenBank genome assembly